CCUCGUCCCCGUCCUCCGCCGCCACACCUCGCCUCUCCUCGUCCCCGUCCUCCACCACCACGCCUCCCCUCGUCCCCUUCCUCCGCCACCACAUCCCUGCCUCCAACCGAAGACGGCGGCCCGAGAUCCAUGGCGACGGCGGUUGCAGCGGCCCCAUGGAAGCGGCGGCCAACCCAGGUCGCUUGCGGCGCUCCGGCCAUGGAUCUGACUAGGGGCCUCCCUCCUUCGUCUCCCAAGCCGCGCAACUGCCUCGAGCAACUGUCAGACGAGGAGAGGACGACAACCGUGACCUGCAGGAGGCCUGAGCUCGACCACGUCGACGACGAGUACGCCUCGCACAAGAUCAACAGAAGCUCUCUGCCUCUCCGGUUCCAUGGACGGACGACUGGGACCCCACGCUCGAGCCCGACGAGCUGGACGAGUUUGACAGUGAGGUCGCCCGCCCCCGCCCACCAUGAUUCCCCACAGAACAAGGAACCAGCUUCGAAUAGCUCUUGUAUUCAUCUGGAAUGAUAUUUCAGGCACCGGUCUUGUGUAAGUUUCUUGAUAUCUAUUACAGAUCCAAAAUAUGUAAAGUUUAUCUAUUGCUUGUCCAUGUGGUUCCACUUCAGACUAUUCAGAAGCAUUUUAUGAGCAGAGUGCUAUUUAGUGUUUAGUAUUCGAAACUUCAAUUGUUGCAUUGGUUUUUCCUCAUGUACUUUUGAUCUUUUAUUGCCAACUUAAAUAAAAGAAAGUGUAGCAGUUUAUGCUUGUAAUUUUUUUGCCAGGAAGUUAUUACUAGAUCUACUAUCCCAAUGAUUUUUUCUUUCCUGAAUCUACAAUAAAGGACUACAUCUGGACAAGUUGUAAAAAGAAAACUUUUUCCGCACUUUACUCUCUUUUACAUAUAAGAAACUGGUCUAGGUUUAGAUAUCUGUAGUGCCUGAAGCUUAGUCAUCUUAAAAUAGUUCACCCAUAGUUUGUAUCUACACUUGUGCCUAUCAUCCAUAUUUGCCAAGCUGAUAAUUCUUUUCACUUAUCCAGAUUUGUCCACAUGCUUGUUAACUUGUUUUUUAUGCCU
Molecule: messenger RNA, 1060 nt
Organism: Triticum aestivum (bread wheat)
Lineage: Eukaryota; Viridiplantae; Streptophyta; Magnoliopsida; Poales; Poaceae
Exons: 3
Coding region: 130-513 (127 amino acids)
Source: RefSeq, a predicted model, not a curated record